Molecule: messenger RNA, 8180 nt
Organism: Paramecium sonneborni
Lineage: Eukaryota; Ciliophora; Oligohymenophorea; Peniculida; Parameciidae
Source: the annotation of a GenBank genome assembly
AUGGAAUAAGAAGAAAUUUGGGGGAGUUUGUAAUAAAUUAUUUAGGAGGAUGAAAAGUAUAUCAAAUUUGUCAUAGUAUAUAGUUAAAAUAAUGUCAGGCAAGGUGAUAUUAUAUAUCUAAAAUCAUAUUUACCAGAAGAUAAUAAAGGUCUAAUUUCAGGUGAAGGAUUUGCAACAAAUAAAGUUGAGUGCCUUCUUCUUUAAAAAUAUUCAAAUGAAUAUUUUGCAAGUAAAUAAACCGAGUUUUUAGCGAUAAAGUAAACAGAUAGUUUAUAAAACAAAUAAGCUGAAUGGAAUAUUUUUAAGUGUUUAUUUAGAAUUCUUGAUAGUAAUCGUUCAAGUUUAGAAUAAGCAGGAAAUGAAGGCGAUCAAGACAAUCAAAAAGAAAAUUAAGGAGCAAAUGAAAAUGAAACUAAUAUCAUUUACGGAUAAGAAAUUUAGUUGCUACAUUUAUAUUCAAAAUGUUUUUUAACAUUAAACAGUUAAGCUUUAGCAAAAGAGAACUGUUGUAGAGAACUUAGAUUAGCAUAAAAUAUUACACCUAAUUCUAACUUUAUGCUUUAAUCUAAUACCAAAAGCUAUGGUGAACCAGUAUUAUAUGGUGACAUUUUAUUUUUAAAGAGUAGUGUUGCUCAUUUAAAUUAAUGGGGAUUAGGAAUACAAUAGGCAAGUCCUUUUUCUGAAGUUCAUGCUUCAUAAAUUGCUUCUACAUUAAGAAUUUGUAAUUAUGUUGAAAAUGAGAAUGAAAAUACUAUUAUGAAUGGAGAUAUUAUUGUUUUUAAAAAUAGACUUUUUGGAGGAUAUUUAAGUGUAAAAAGAUAAUUAUCAUCAACUAAGUUACUACAAAAAAGAUAAAUAUACAAACAAAAUUAAACGUUAGAAUAAGAAUACAUCAAUUUAAAUGAAUUAAAAAAAUAAGAAAACUUAGAUUAAAUGUUUCAUAUUACAUUAGAAAGUGAUCUAUAAUUAAAUUCUCUUUGGCAAUUAAUUGCUUUAACAACUUAAUCUUCUAAAUAAUAAUUUAUUAAAAAAGAUCAAAAAAGGAUUUAAAAAAGUUAUUUAAUUAAAAAUGUAUUAACUGGAACUUUUUUAUUUAUAGAAAAUGAACAAUUACACUUUUCAUAUGAUCGUUUAUAACCUAAAUUUGAAUUUUAAAUAAAGAACUUAUAAAAAACAGAAUAAUAAAUAAAUUUAGGUGAGUUUUAUAGGAUUUUAAGAAUUUAAGAAAACCAGUAACUUUCUCAAUUCUAAACUUGUAUUAUUUAAUGUUCUAGUUGUAAUGAAGUAAAUAUAACUACAAAUUGCUAAAAAAAAUAAUAUGAUUAUUAACUUUUUAAAGUUGCCAGAGGUCCUUAUCAAUAUGCAAUGGCUGCUAAUAAAAUUUAAUCUUUUUAUUUUGGAAUUAUUGACUUUUAUGUAUUUUUAUAAGAUUGGGCUUUAGAUAAAGAAUUAAAAUAUUCAUAUAAUAUUGCUUUCUAUAAUUAAAAAUAAUUAUAAGAUGAAAUCAAUUAAUUUGAAAAACUUUUAAAUAAUAUUAAUUUAUUUUUAGUUUAAGAUAAUCUAAUUUAAGAAACAAAGCAAAAUCAAUUUAAUCUAUGUAAACAUGAUAUUUUAGAUUUACUUAUUAAAUUACAAUAAUUAGUCAAUUUACUAUCAAGUUAAGACUGUAAACAAUAUUCAAGCUAUAGUGAUAAAACAGCCUAAAGAAUUGCAAGAUAAAAAUUUGAUCCUGCUGCUUCAAUUAAAAAGAAAAAACAAUUUUAUUUAAUAGAAGAAAUUUACUCAACUAUAUAUCAAAUUAUUUAUGAUAAUAGUGACUGUUGUAAUUAUGUUAUUUAAGAGGAUUCUAUUAUUGACUUUCUAUUUAGUCAAUUAAAUUAAUAUAGAGAAUAAAUUGAGAAAACUUUUAAAUAAAUAGUUUCUAAAGCUAGAUAUAAUCCAAUUAUAGCUAAAAAAUGGAUAAACAGAAUUGCUACAAUAACAGAAGAGAAUUUAGAAGAUUAAAUUUUCAUUAUAACAAUUAUUCAUUUGUUUAUUUCAUCAUCCGAUCAUAUAAGUGUAGAAGGUUAAAAUUUAUGUAGAAAGACCCUUUUUAUGAAUAAUAAAUGCAAAUUAUUAAAAUGUUUGAUAAGAAAUGAAUUACCUAUAUUAGAAAUAGAAGCUGAAGCUAAAAAUUUUGCAAAAAAUAAUAAAAAAUUUUGUAAUAACCAUUAUCAUUAUUAUCCAAAUCUAGUAGAAAAUUAAAUAUCUUUUGAAUAUUUUUAUUUACAUGAUUAAGAGAGAAAUUAUCAUAAAUAUGAAUAAUAUUUACUUAAUAUUAUGAAUUUCUAUGCAACAAUGUGCAGAGGUAGAAAUUUUAAGAAUAUGAAUUUAAUAAAAAAUGUAGUGGGUAUUAAUUAAAAUUUCUUUAAUAAAAUAAUAAAAUCUAGUCAUAGUUUAUCAUGCAAAUAAGUAAUUAUAGAAUUAUUUUCAUCUUUGUAUUUUGAUAUAGAUCCUUUGACUAAAAUUUCAAUUUUUGAAAAUACUUGUUAUUUAAGAUAAGCUUUAGGGGAUUUUGAUAAAGAAUUGGAAUCUGGUAGAUAUUUUUAUGAAAAUAUUUCAUCACAUAAUCUUAAAUAAACAGAUUCAUAUCAAAAUUUUCAAAAUUUUUAAUAAGAGACCUUAAGAACCUAAGAAAAUAUGAAAGAACUUUUAUAUUUAAAAUCUUUUUCAUCCCAUAUUAUUACUAGUCAAAAAUAUCAUGAAAAUUUUUUAAAUUUAUUCUUAUAACAAGAAUAUCCAUAAAUAUUAACUGAAGAUUCAAAUAGUUCACUUAAUUACAAGUAAAUAUCUAAAAUUUAAUUAAAAUUUUUUUUAAGUUUAAUUCGAAUUGUGAAAAAUUCUAUUGAUUUAGGAUACAAUACUCUUUAUAAAAAUAGAGAAAUACAAGAAACAUUACCAAAUAUUUUUUUUAUCUUGAUCAUCUAAUAAAAUAAUAAUUUCAAAUCAUUUGAAUUUUAAGAAGAGAAAGCUUUUGCUUUAAAUUUGAAAAAUAUGUAAUAAACAAAAAGUAAACUAAUAACUGCCGAAUUUAAAAAAUUUAAUUUAAGUUUUAAUUAAUCAUGGAUUGCAGAAUUCUUGCUAUGGUCAACAUCAACUUGUAAAGAAUCAGAUGUAAUAGAAUAGAUAUUUUAAGAAUCAUUAAGUAUCUAUAAAGUAUUAUUUUACUUAUAAGCAAAUUUAUAAGUUUUAUAAUACUUAACUCAAAAAGAAGGUUCAAUGAAUGAAUUAUUUGCAAACCAUAAUACAAUUUUAUUUAAUUGUUUAUUUGGAACAACUAAAUUUCCAAAUCUUAAUAGCGAAAUCUUGUAAUAUCUAAUUUUAAGUUUUAAUAAUUAGUAGUACGAUCUUUAAGAAAUUUAAGAAGUUGAAAUCCUUGAUGAUGAAAUAGAACGAUAAUAUUUUGGAAUUGUAAAUGGACAUUAUGAAACUGAAGAUGAUUAAGGACCAAAAGAAAUAUAAUAAUAUGUUAAGAGAGCAGUUAAGUAUGUAUAAAUUAAUUAAUAAAAUAAUAAGAAAUUGAAUGAAUUUAAAACAUCUUUUUAAAAAAUAUCUAAAUAUAUUUAAAAGGUAAACUAAUUAUUUGAAAGUAUAAAAAAAUACAAUCAAUCCUAUACCAAAUCUUUAUAAAAUAUGAUUAGAAAUGCUGGUAUACAUCUUAUUUUUGUUGAAUUUAUAAUGAAUUCAGAUCAAAUUAUUGAAAAUGAACAUGUUGUUUAUUUUUACAGAAGUUUUUUAAAAUUUUGGGAAAAUUUUAUAAGAGACAAUUAAACUAAUUUAUAAAUUUUGAUACCUAAAUUAGAUGUUCUUUUUAAAAUAUUAUUAAUACCAUAACCUUUAGGUGAUAAUUUUUUAUAUAAAUCUUUAUCAAUCUCUAAGCUAGAACUUUAUUGUGCCUCUAAUUCAAUUAUUGAUAUAAUUAUAAAUAUUUCUAAAUCAUUAAAUUUAAAUGAAAAUUUAAUUCAUAUUAGAGCUGGAAAAUAAUAUUUAAAAGUAUUAAAAGGAUUUACAAAAACACCUGCAAAACCUAGAUUUAAUUAAUUAAGCAAUUAAAAGUAAAUUUUACAUUUAAUACUUUAAAAUUUUAGAGAUUUAAUUGAUCCAAUACAAUAUUUUGAGGAAAAGAAUCAAAAAGAUAUAUAAAUUUAAAAUAAUGUUCUUCGAUAUUAUUAACUCAAACUUCAUUCCACUGCCUUAAAUCUGAUAUCAGAAUCUUGUGAAAAUUAUUACUUAGGUAUAUCUGAAACUUAAAGAAUUUUAUUGUUUGAAUAAUUAACAACGGUAUUAUAGAAUGAACCUUAUAUUGUAAAAGCUGCUUAUUUAAGGUGUAUCUUUGAAUUAUACAUUAAUUUAGUCAAAUCAAAUGAUCUUAUAGGAGAUCUUAUUGAUAAUUUUUAACUUAAAGAAUUAUUUACUUCAAUAAUUAUACCAGAUUUGUAAUUAAUGCAACAAUUUUAAAAAAAUCAUAAUUUAGGCAAUUCAAUAUUAAUUAAUGUUAAGGAAUAUUGGAAAUAUAUUAUGUAUGUUUUUGAAUUUCUAAUUUCUGUUAUUGAUGAAUUUAGAAUUUUGGAAAGGCACAAUGAAUUUAAUUUUGUUGAAGAAUAUAAAUAGAUACUUAUAUUAAUCAAAGGAAUAUUACUUAACACAUCCAAUCCUUUAAUAUCAGAAAAAAGAGAUUAUAUAUAAUAAAUAUCUGAAAUUAUUGAACUUUUUGUUGCAAAUCAAAAUAAUUUCAAUCUAUAAUAUAGAUUAUAAAUGUUUUGCAUUAGAUAAAAAAUAUCAUUAUAAGAUUUAAUAGAUCAUGUUGAAUAAUUAAAUUAAAAAGAUAAACUAUAAAAGUUAAAAGAAAUUUGUAAUUAAAAUAAUAAAAUCUAUAUCAAACAAGAAGAUCUUAAUCAUUUUAAAUCAAGUAAAUCUUCUUAAUAUUUAAAUGGAGAGUAUUGGAUUGAUUUCAAAAAGGCACUUUGUUUCUAACAUGAAAUAAAUGAAUUUACUACUUAGGUUUAAGAAAGGCUGAAAGAGGAAUUAAAUUUAUAAAUUUUAAAAGAAAAGUUUCAAGAGAAAAAAGAAAAUGAAGUUAAAAAAGCUUUUAUAAAAAAAGGAUGCAGCGGAGAAAUUUAAAAUCCUUUAUCUGAAGAUGUAUAAAUUUUAUUCUUUUUACAUGAACUUCAAAAUUAAUCAGAAAGUUUACUUCUAGAAGAAAAAUUUAAAGAAUUUUUAAUGAAAUGCAAAUAAAUUUUUUCUUAGAAUUCCAAUUAUUUAAUUAAAUUAUGCAAAAUAUUUUUAGAAAUGAAAAAGCCAAAUAAAAUAUUUAUAAAUAAUGAUGAAAGUGAUGAUGAAGAAAAUUAAAAAUAAUUUGAAAAUAAAUAAUAAUAACCUGAUAAGAACUCUAUUGAGUAAUAUACGAUAUUGCAAAAUUUAAUAUCCGAAUGUGAUAUUCAUGUAAUAGCUAUUGAACAAUUAAAUCAUUAAAAUAUGAGUGAAUAAUUAGAUUCUUUAACUUUGUUAUAUCAUUUAUUAGACUUUGGUAAUACAUAAGUUUAAUAAAGAUUUUAAAUUCUUUUAUAACAUCAUAAAAAAUAUAAAAAAAUAUUUAUUCAGUUUUUUAAAGAUUUUUAUAAUACAGAUGUGAGCAUAAAAUUAGAGCAAUUAAGUUCGCCUAAAAAUAAUAAUUACAUAAAUAUAUGCAUUAAAGUACUUCAAGUAUUAUAAGGAUUAUGUGAGAAUGUCCAUAUAGAAUUUUAAAAAUUCUUGAGAAUACAAAACUAAUAAGAUUCUAUUACCAAUAAUUUUAAUUUUGUUUUAGAAACAACUAAUUUAAUAGUAAAAUUUUCAUCAGAUAAAUCUGUUGAUAAUUCUUAGAAAUGGGAAGUAUAUUAGUAGGGAUUAUUAAGUUUAAUUGAAUUUUCAACUGGACUCAAUGAAAAUAAAAAAGAGAUAACAAAAAAUUCUCGAUUAUUUUCCAAAUUUAAUGAGAUAUUUAAUAGUGCAGAUUUAGAUUUAGCCUUACACCCUUAAUAAAAAAAAGAAUAAAAUAAAUACUUUCAACUUUUAUAAACACUUUACAUUUAUAUUUAAUUAUUGAUAUCUUUAUUGGAAGGAAAUGUAAAUGAAAAUAAAUAAGUAUAUAAAUUCUUAUUAGAAAAUUUAAAUAAUGAUUUCCUAUUGUCUUUGGCAAAAAAGAUAUAUAAUUCUAGAAUAAUAUCUAAAAAGGCAAAUAUAUAUGUUGAUAAAUAUUGCAAAAUUCCAUGUAUACAAAAUUAAUGCAAUAAAAGUUACUGUAUUAAAGGAUAUGUAACUAGAGAAGAUUCUUUACUAAUUGAGACUGGAUUAAACAUCUAUAUUAUUGGUCUAAAGUUAUCUAAUUAUAGUAAUGACCAGAAAUUUAAAAUAUUUUAAUUUGAAAGUAUGAUGAUUGAAAGAGAUUUAAUUUAAGAAGAUUAAAUAAAUUAAGAUAUUAGUUUGAAAAGUAUGAUUCAAAAAACUUUUUCAAUUAGUCAGCAUCCUGAAUAUUAUUAAAAAAUUAUUGAUCUAUAAAAUUUUAAUAAUGAUUUAUUUGAUGAAAUUAAUGAAGAAAAACAAAAUACAUAAUCUGAACUAGUAUAAGUAUCAAGAAAAGAUGAAUUUUUUUAAUUCUUUCGAGAAUUUAUUGGUAGGGUAGAAGUAGUAAAUUAAUUCGGUGAAAUUGAAAGAAUUUUAUUUCAGAAACCUUUUGUUUGUAAAUAUAUAACAUAAAAUAUUAAAUAAAAUUUGAUCUUUGAAUCAAAUAGAGAAUCUGAUGAAGAUAGAAUUAGUAGUUUAUUAGAGAAUAUUAAUUUUUAUCAUGCUUAAAUGAUUCAUUAUUAAAAUGUCAGUACAAUUCCUGUAAUGCAUUUUGGCUAAAAACAUUGGAGAACUUUAAAAGAUGUUUCUUAUAUUUUAUGCGUUCUUAUUAUUUUAUUCUUUAUUUUAAUGCCUGAUGAUAUAUCAGAAGAUGGAAAUAUAUUCGAAGGGGAAGAUUAAAACAAAACUUAAUCAAAAAAAGUAUAAAUAGUUUUGUAUUUAAAUAAUGUAAUUUAAUAUUUAUUAAAUAGAUUAUAACUAUAAUUCAAUUAAUAUUGAAUUUGAUUAUUAUAAUAUUUUGUGCUAUUGAAAGAUAUCCAAUCGCUGUUAAUUUUAGAAGAGGAGCAACUAAUGUUUAACAUAUUUAGAAUCUUAAAAUGGAGGCAGGAUUUAAGAUCCCAGAAUACAAAAAAAAAUAUUAUGAAUUUAUUGGUUAUAUGGAAAAUAAUUUUGAAUAAUAACAAGUUUAAAAAAAUCCUUUGAGGAAAAUUAUUGUAUUGCUUUUAAUUGAUUUUGAUAAUUUUUACAAUGUAAUAUAUUAUAUUAUAUAUAGAUAAUGAUAUUUGGAAUCACAGCUAUUGCAUUCUUCAAUAAUUAUGUUUAUGUAAUAUUAUUAUUAGAUAUUGUAAAAAGAUCAGAGGUCUUGUAAAAUAUCAUAAAAGCAUUUACUGAAAAUACUAAAAACUUAAUUAUAUUUGGAUUUUUAGGUUUAAUAGGAUUAGUUUUAUAUGGAUUCUUAAUAAAAUUAUCAUUUAGUCAUGAUUUCAAAGAUGAAACAAAAUUUGCUUCAGAUUCUUUGGGUUAUUCUAUAGCACAUGUUAUUAAUUUUGGUUUGAGAAAUGGCGGUGGAAUUGGUGAUACUCUCUCUGAUUAUGCUAAUCCUUUUGAUGAACCAGAAAAAUAUUGGAAAAGAUACUUCUUUGAUCUAACUUUCUUUAUUAUCUUCAAUAUAUUGUUUUUAUAAAUGAUUUUUGGUAUCAUUGUUGAUAAGUUUGGUGAAUUGCGUGAUGAGAGAUAAGAAUUAUUAAAAGACAUUUAGGGCAAAUGCUUUAUUUGUAGUCUUGAAAGAAAUGAAAUCGAUUCUAAGUAAAUUAUUAAUCUAUUUAAUUAGAACUAAAGGUGGAUGGUUCUAACAUAUUUAUUUAGAACAUAAUGUUUAUCAUAUGCUAUUUUAUUUAAUUUACAUUAAAAAAAAACCGAUCACAGAUUGUAAUUAAUUGGAAAAGUACAUAAAAGAUUAAAUGUUAAAUAAAUCCUCUGAAUUCAUUCCAAUUAAAAUGACUUAUGAACUACAAAGUUAACAAAAAUAAUAAACAUGA